This is a messenger RNA of Mus pahari (shrew mouse), 507 nucleotides long. RefSeq names its product olfactory receptor 10AG1-like. The transcript is spliced from 2 exons. Gene Ontology annotation, biological process: G protein-coupled receptor signaling pathway. The record is from RefSeq and is a predicted model, not a curated record. Gene Ontology annotation, cellular component: membrane. NCBI's taxonomy places the organism in Eukaryota, Metazoa, Chordata, Mammalia, Rodentia, Muridae. Gene Ontology annotation, molecular function: olfactory receptor activity. The coding region runs from base 1 to 507 and encodes 168 amino acids.
AUGUCAAUAAAUCAAGCAGGGUCCUGGCUCGGUGGCAUGCCAUUCCAGGUUGGGCAAACCUGUCAAAUAUUCUCUCUACAUUUCUGUAACUCUAACCAAAUAGAACACUUCUUCUGUGACAUACCCCCUGUGCUUAAACUGGCCUGUGGAGACACUUCUGUUAAUGAGAUGUAUGUCUAUGUAGUGGCUAUCUUGCUUGCUGCAAUCCCUUUUAUACUAAUAUUAACAUCUUACAGCAAAAUCAUUGGCACCAUCCUGAGGCUUCCCACUGCUGAAGGACGAUCAAAAGCCUUCUCCACAUGUUCUUCCCACCUAGUGGUGGUGGUUUUGUUUUUUGCCUCUGCAUCUAUUACCUACUUAAUGCCAAAAUCAACUCAUUCUGCAGUAAGUGACAAAUUCCUUUCUCUUUUCUAUACCAUUGUCACCCCUGUGUUCAAUCCCAUGAUAUACAGCCUUAGGAACAAAGAGGUAAUUGCAGCUCUGAGAAGAUUGUUGCUUAGAACAUAG